AUGAUUCCCAGUCGAUAUGUAUACGCUCUCAUCGUCUCGACAAUAACGCUAUGUGUCGCCAAUCCUAUGUACCUCAAUAUUCAGAACAGUCCCAAUCGUCUAUCGCUCUCUUUGGAUAUUAACGACGCUGGACACCGAUUACCAUGCCAUCACGACGAGGACCAUAUACAAUACUUGUGCAGGAUUUCUGGCGGCGACGCGGAGAUGAAGGUCACUAUAGAUUCCAGUACGGAGAACCAUUCGUGGCUUUCCCGUGCCAACGGGCAACUUCUUCAGGAUUUCACAACAACUGAAAGAAAGGUCAUUGAAAAAUAUAUAAGACUUGCUCAUGAUAGCCAUACAUCGUACCCGACCUUGUUAGAAGAGAGUUUGGAUUCACUCAGAGUGGAAUGUAUUCAGAGCACGCAUGACCAUUGGAUUCACAAGAAGAUCGGGUUUUUGCACGUCGUCGAUGUCUUAAGUAUUCUGGGUGUUGGGAUCAUUGCUCUGACAGCUUCUGGGAUCGCACUUAUGGUUGGCCGAAGUGAUAAGGUAUCUACCGUGGUCGAUAUCAUCGGCGCAAAUGAGAAUCAAAGCAGAACACCGAUCAGCAGCGGUGUAGGGAAGAUUGGCCUUUUUUCUCCUACCAGACGGUCGUUUUUCGAUGAGAAACGGAUUGCUUAA
Molecule: messenger RNA, 663 nt
Organism: Marasmius oreades (fairy-ring Marasmius)
Lineage: Eukaryota; Fungi; Basidiomycota; Agaricomycetes; Agaricales; Marasmiaceae
Exons: 3
Coding region: 1-663 (220 amino acids)
Source: RefSeq, a predicted model, not a curated record